This is a messenger RNA of Betta splendens (Siamese fighting fish), 502 nucleotides long. Its product is annotated as ribonuclease-like 3. The coding region runs from base 27 to 455 and encodes 142 amino acids. Lineage: Eukaryota; Metazoa; Chordata; Actinopteri; Anabantiformes; Osphronemidae. The transcript has a single exon. Gene Ontology annotation, molecular function: nucleic acid binding. The record is from RefSeq and is a predicted model, not a curated record.
ACUGUUUGUUUCCUUCAACAGGCAAGAUGAAGGUCCAGCUUGUGUUCUUGCUGCUGGUGCUCCUCUCUGCUGCUGUGUUUUCCCAGACUGUCGAAGAUCGUUACCAACACUUCUUAAGCCAGCAUGUAAAUGAUGACAUGAGCGUCAAGAGAUGUGAUGUAGAAAUGAGCAGUAGGAGCAUCACCGGCGCCAACAAUGCUUGUAAGGAAACCAACACCUUCAUCCUAGCUGGCAAAAAGUUGGUCAGGGGUGUCUGUGGACAAGCUGGGGAGCCGUAUCAGCAGGGGAGAAACUUGAGGAUCAGCCUCCAACCCUUCAGCGUCAUUGUCUGUGAGCUGAAAAAUCAGGUCAGGCCCCCUCGUUGCGAGUAUCGUGGUCGCGCGCGAACCGUGAGAAUUGUAAUCGGAUGUGAAAAAGACUUUCCUGUGCACUAUCAGGAGAGCGCAUUACCUUAAUGGUUCACUUCAGUGUGAUAUCAAAUAAAAUACUGGUGGCAACUUAA